This is a messenger RNA of Lipotes vexillifer (Yangtze River dolphin), 1425 nucleotides long. It is a transcript of the gene ZBTB9, whose product is annotated as zinc finger and BTB domain containing 9. Gene Ontology annotation, biological process: regulation of transcription by RNA polymerase II. The transcript is spliced from 2 exons. The record is from RefSeq and is a predicted model, not a curated record. NCBI's taxonomy places the organism in Eukaryota, Metazoa, Chordata, Mammalia, Artiodactyla, Lipotidae. Gene Ontology annotation, molecular function: RNA polymerase II cis-regulatory region sequence-specific DNA binding; protein binding; DNA-binding transcription factor activity, RNA polymerase II-specific. Bases 1 to 1425 code for a protein of 474 amino acids.
AUGGAUACCUCGACGCCUUUCCCUCCCGUAGCCCCCUCCCCGGCCUGCAACCCAGCCCCACGGACGAUCCAGAUCGAGUUCCCUCAGCAUAGCUCGUUACUCCUGGAGGCCCUGAACCGCCACAGGCUGGAGGGAAAGUUCUGUGAUGUGUCCCUCCUGGUGCAGGGCCGCGAACUUAGGGCCCACAAAGCGGUGUUGGCUGCCGCCUCUCCUUACUUCCACGACAAACUUCUUCUGGGGGAUGCACCACGUCUCACCUUGCCCAGCGUCAUCGAAGCCGACGCCUUCGAGGGGCUGCUCCAGCUCAUUUAUUCCGGGCACCUCCGUCUGCCACUGGAUGCUCUCCCUGCCCACCUCCUUGUGGCCAGUGGUCUCCAGAUGUGGCAAGUGGUAGAUCAGUGCUCAGAGAUCCUUAGAGAACUAGAAAACUCAGGUGGUGGGAUUUCAACUCGGGGAGCGACCCCUUUCCACACACUUCUUUCCACCACAUCCUCUCCAGGAGGCUGGUGCAUCCGCUCUUCCCCUUUCCAGACCCCUUUCCAGACUGUGGCGCAGUCUUCCGCUUCUACCCAGAGCCCCGUUGGAGGGGAGGGGAGUGAACUGGGAGAUAUGUUACAGCUUCAAGUUGAAGAAGAGGAGGAGGAGGAGGAGGAGGAAGAAGAUGAUGAGGAGGACCAGGGGUCAACAGCACCCUCUCAGACUCCUCAGCCUCAGAGAGGGUCAGGGGGUUUUCCCUGCUCUCCUGCAUCCCACGCCCUGCCCACAUCCACUACUCCUUGCAGGCUUCCAGAGAGCGAGAGUGCUCCACCUGAGCCUCCUGCCCCUCAUACUGUACUGCCUCCCAAAAUCUUCUACAUUAAGCAGGAACCCUUUGAGCCCAAGGAGGAGCUAUCAGGAGGCGGAACUCAGUCUGGAGGAACAAAGGAGGAGACCAAAGUGUUUCCAGGAGGGAACACUGAAGAGAAUGGAGAGCUAGGGUUCUUGCUGCCCUCAGGAGCAGGGCAGACAUCUGGAGGAGGUGGUCCAUCCUGGAAACCAGUGGAUCUUCAUGGGAAUGAAAUCCUGUCAGGGGGUGGGGGACCUGGGGGAGCAGGGCAAGCUGUGCAUGGACCUGUGAAGCUAGGCGGGGCACCCCCUGCAGAUGGAAAACGCUUUGGUUGUUUGUGUGGGAAGCGGUUUGCAGUGAAGCCAAAGCGUGACCGGCACAUCAUGCUGACCUUCAGCCUUCGGCCCUUUGGCUGUGGCAUCUGUAACAAGCGCUUCAAGCUGAAGCACCAUCUAACAGAGCAUAUGAAGACCCACGCUGGAGCCCUGCAUGCCUGUCCUCACUGUGGCCGCCGGUUCCGAGUCCAUGCCUGUUUCCUUCGCCACCGGGACCUGUGCAAGGGCCAGGGCUGGGCCACUGCUCACUGGACUUAUAAGUGA